Colias croceus (clouded yellow) is the source of this 1749-nucleotide messenger RNA. Its product is annotated as tigger transposable element-derived protein 4-like. Gene Ontology annotation, cellular component: nucleus. Gene Ontology annotation, molecular function: DNA binding. The record is from RefSeq and is a predicted model, not a curated record. NCBI's taxonomy places the organism in Eukaryota, Metazoa, Arthropoda, Insecta, Lepidoptera, Pieridae. Bases 70 to 1749 code for a protein of 559 amino acids. The transcript has 3 exons.
ACUACGCUUACGCGCUCGUGCUCUGUAUUCUUGUAUUGUGUUGUUUGCACAUCAUUUGUUUGUUACAAAAUGACUACAAUUAAGCGAAAGGCCUUGUCAAUUCAAGAAAAAAUUAAGAUAUUGAAUGUUUUUGAUAAAAAAUCACAAACUAAAAAUCAAACUCAGUUAGCUGCAGAGCUUCAGUUGCCAGUGUCGACGUUACGUACCAUUUUGAAGAAUAGAGAAGAAAUCAAGGAAAAAUACAGAUUGGGAGGUGUGCAGAGAAAAAAACAUAAGGUAGGAAAGUUUGAUAAAUUAGAAAAAGUUUUGGUGGAAUGGCUUCAUCAAGCUCGGGCUUUAAAACUGCCCAUAAGUGGGCCUAUAAUAUGCGAGAAAGCGCGUAAAAUUGCUGAAUGCUUACAAAUUGCUGAUUUUAACGCUUCAAAUGGAUGGAUAGAUCGUUUUAAAAAACGCCACGGCAUUGUGUACCGUCAAAUCAGUGGGGAAUCGGAGACAGUAGCCCAACAAGAUGUUGAUACAUGGAUGACAACACUUCCCGAAUUGUUACAAAAUUACGAGCCGCGAGACAUUUUUAACGCAGACGAGUUCGGUUUAUUUUUUAAAUUAAUGCCAGAUAAAUCCUAUGUUUUCAAGGGAGAGACUUGUCACAGUGGGAAAGCAAGUAAAGAGAGACUGACUGUCCUGGCCUGUGCCAAUUCUGAUGGGUCAGAAAAGUUACGUUUGCUGGUGAUUGGUAAGGCGAAAAAUCCACGUUGUUUUAAAAACGUAAGAUCACUCCCUGUAACAUAUGAUGCUCAAUCUCGAUCUUGGAUGACCGGCAUUCGUUUCAUCGAUUGGUUAAAAGCUCUAGAUGGUCACUUCCAGAUGAAAUGUAGACGCAUAAUUCUCUUCAUUGAUAACUGCCCCGCUCACCCUAAAGGCGUUGAACUAAAGAAUAUCAAGCUUGUUUACUUACCUCCAAAUUCGACACGCAAAUUACAACCGAUGGAUCAGGGUAUCAUUAAGGUCCUUAAACAAGGUUACAGGACAAGAUUAGUACAUCGCUAUCUUCGAGAAAUAGAAGACCCUGAUAGCAAGCGACCCUUGACUGUACAUGAUGCAAUUCUAAACAUUGCAGCAGCUUGGGAAGCAAUUAAGCCUGAAACCAUUCAAAAUUGUUUCAAGAAAGCAGGUUUCAGAAAUAACGAGGUUGACGUCGUGUUGGAAGAAGAAGAACCCGUAAUACUGCAGGGUUUUCCUGGAUAUUCUUCCAUUGAUGAUAAUGUGGCAUCGUACGAAAUUCAAUCAAUUGAAGUUCUUAUUGAGAAUGUGAAUUGUACACAAGACGAGGCUGAAAGUGAUAAUGAUCAAGAAGAUGAGUCAACUCCGAUUUUGUCACACGCCCAGGCAUUAUCAGCAGUUAAUGAUUUAAGACGCUAUGCCAGUUCUAAAUGCUCAUCACACAAGCACAAACAAAACGGUACAACAAAAUACAACCAGAAAAGAAAUGUCUUUGAACUCGGAAAUCAAGAUGAAAGUUGUACGUGCAACAGAUCAAAACUGGAAAAGUUACCUAUAUUCACUCUACUGGAAACUCGAUUACUGUCGUACAAACAUAAAGUUUUAGCUACGUUAUGGUACAAUUCUAAAUUGGUGGAGCAACUCGAAGCCUUUUACGUGGUACCACCGCCGACAAGCCAGGUGAAGCUAACGCUAAGCCAGUUGCUCUGCGCACGCGCAUCGCACGGCUCUACCGUCGCGCUCUGCUAG